This is a messenger RNA of Suillus plorans, 1623 nucleotides long. Its product is annotated as pyridoxal phosphate-dependent transferase. Gene Ontology annotation, biological process: biosynthetic process. Gene Ontology annotation, molecular function: pyridoxal phosphate binding. The coding region runs from base 95 to 1375 and encodes 426 amino acids. The record is from RefSeq and is a predicted model, not a curated record. The transcript has 5 exons. NCBI's taxonomy places the organism in Eukaryota, Fungi, Basidiomycota, Agaricomycetes, Boletales, Suillaceae.
CCAUGCUCGCCUUGACUGACCACUACAUCUCGAAUCCCACCAAAAAUUGGGGACAGUACUUGUUGGAAUUCCACCAUACGAUAAAUCGUUGCUAAUGUCGUCCUCGUUGUCCUUCCGGUUGUCACGUGGAGUUUUGAGCACAAUAUCACCUCCUAUCCCGCACGCAAAAUCAUGGGGAGUAGGGUAUAAGCCGACAAAAACACGGCCCUUGCUCGACAUGUCGCAAGGUGUUCCAGGAACUCCUCCAUCUAAGGCUCUUCUCGACGCUCUAUCACACUCAUCGUCUUCUCCGGGAUCAUCAGGAUACUGCCAUGUUCUCGGAGAACAUACCCUUCGUUCUGCCUUUGCGGAGGAGAUGAAGACAGUAUACGGACCAGAUAUAGAUGUCACCCAAGACGACAUUGCUAUCACGGCUGGGUGCAAUAUGGCAUUUGUUGCGACUGUGAUGUGUCUUGCUGAUCCAGGAGAUGAGAUUAUUCUGCCAGUUCCAUGGUAUUUCAACCACCAAAUGAGCUUGAAUCUUCUCGGCAUCAAAACAGUUCCACUAUAUACUCGCGCUAAUGAGGGCUUCCUUCCUUCAGCGAGCGACUGCGAGAAGUUAAUCAACCCGCGGACAAAAGCAAUUGCGCUUGUGACUCCAAAUAACCCAACAGGUGCAACUUAUUCUCCAGACUUGCUUUCAAAGUUCGCCGAGCUCGCACAUAAACACAAGAUUGCUCUUGUCCUCGAUGAGACUUACCGGGAUUUUGUGGACAUUAUGCCCCCGCACACCCUUUUCUCUCCAUUUCAGACAGAGGUGUCGAAGUCCUCUUGGUCAUGGAGAUUCAACGUUAUCCAUCUCUUCUCCUUUUCCAAGUCUUACUGCUUCCCUGGACAUCGGCUGGGUUUGAUUGCAGCGUCACCCGACCUCUUGAAACAUGUCACCACCACGCUCGACUGCCUACAAAUAUGUGCACCACGCCCUCCACAAUUAGCUCUUGCUUCUCCAGGCUUGCUACCUAUAUUGCGUCAGUCAAUACAAGCCAGUGCUCGAUCGCUUAAAAUACGCCACAAUAUUUUCCGCACACAUCUCCCUCCCGGUUGGACGAUCGGAUCGCAGGGUGGUUAUUUCGCCUUUGUAAGGCACCCUUUUGUUGGGAUCCCUGCAAUCACACUAUGCCAGCGACUUGCAGAAGAACUCGGCGUUUUAGCCCUUCCCAUACAGUUCUUCUGCGAUGACAGCGUCGAAUCUGAACUCGAGUCACUUGGUCAGUCGAAGAUGGAUUGGGAGCGUUGGAUCAGAUUCUCAGUGGCAAAUGUGAGCGAUGACAUGGUCAAACAAGUAUGUGGGCGACUGCAUGAGUGCGAGCAGCACCUCGGUUUGACAGCAGAGUAGUCCAAAUUAGUUUGUGCUCACAGAUUGGGCCACUUGUUGCCACACAUACUCGAGGUGAUUUUGCCGCGGCAUCUUGAGGACGGCUCAGAAUGAUCCGUAUCCGGCUUGUUGAAAACCCGGUACCUUGCCGUGAUUUGGGUAUGUGUCUGAAUCGCCCAAGCGCUAAGGUACCCGUAUAUGUAUGAGAUGGAGUUUGAGCGCACACGCGAGACAGAUAGGUUGAGUUGAAUCAGAAUGGCCGCUGUAAG